Messenger RNA from Saccostrea cuccullata (small rock oyster), 1159 nucleotides. Its product is annotated as INO80 complex subunit C-like. Bases 37 to 621 code for a protein of 194 amino acids. Gene Ontology annotation, cellular component: Ino80 complex. Gene Ontology annotation, biological process: chromatin remodeling. The transcript is spliced from 5 exons. Lineage: Eukaryota; Metazoa; Mollusca; Bivalvia; Ostreida; Ostreidae. The record is from RefSeq and is a predicted model, not a curated record.
AUAUUUAUAGUGCAAAUUUGAUUUCCUGUUAAAAAAAUGAGUGCUGCUGCAAAUCGAAGUAAAAGAGUGAUUAAACCUCCUAGAAAUAUCAGUCCUGAAACAACCCCAACAAAGCGAAAGAAGGCAUCUUCAGUGUCCAGUGAACAUGCAGCAAAGAAAACUCCAGAGGUACACACCCCUGUGAAGGUCGAGGUGAGGGAGGAAACAGUCGUUGUUGCCGUGGAGACAGAGGAAGUGAUCAUCGAGAGUCAAGAUAAAUUGUCUGCGGAGACUCAGGACAAGAUACCAAUCUUUAAAGACCCCACAUUUGUUCAUUCAACCAAAGGAAAUGCAGGGAGUAAGAAAACGAGAGUUUGGAAGAAUCUGAAACAAAUUGUAACAGCAGAGAAAAUGUUACCAUGGAAACCUGAUGAUGUUACAUAUGGCUCCAUUGAUGCACCACCUUCCUUUAAACCUGCCAAAAAAUAUUCAGACAUAUCAGGACUCCCCGCUUACUAUACAGAUCCAGAGACAAAACUGCGGUAUGCUACAGGAGAGGAAUUUUCCCGGAUUAGAAUGAUGACGAGUGACGUAGUCUCAGGGUGUUUGGCUUUACGUAGGGCCACCACUGUAGUCCCCUGAAAACCACUGUCUUACCCUGACAGUACCAUUGUUGACCCUGAACACUACUGGAGUUUUCUGAAUAUACUGUACAACAUUAGUCAUACCAUGAGGUUAAAUUACAAAAAAAAGAGAGAAAAAACCAAUCGGGAGAUAAAAACAAAUAGGUAUACAUGUAGAUCAAAUGAAUGGGAAAUACUUUCACUUCAGUGUAGAAAAUCAAUUAAUAAUACAGUAUUAGAGGGAAUGAUUGAAUGAUAAAAGAACAGGUCUUGAAUGAAGACAUUUUGUUUACGUGUAGUAGAUGAGAAUGUGUCAUUGUUAUUGCGUGCUUGUAAACUAAUCUUGUUGUGUAAACAUGUGUUAGUGAAAUCAACUCUUUUAUAGUGUUUUAGUUUUUUAUUCAGUGGUGUAAUUUGUGUCAUACACAUGUGUUUGAGUAUAGAAUUCUUUUUUCAGUUGAUAUCUUCUAUUAUAUUCUAUAAAUGAACAUGUCUAAAAAGUUAACACAAGAUUCAUAUUCAACCACUGCAAAAUCUUUUACUAUUUUAAGAAUAAA